GUCGUGUUUGGUUGUUGGACGCAGUGUGAGUUGAUGACUUGCGGUGAGAUGUGUGUCUGAGCGGCAUGUACCAUGUGAAAACAAGAAACUAAGGGAAUAGAUUCGACAUUUUCACCAAGAAACCAGAGAAAAUUUUAACUGCUGAUCGUGGCCGUCGGAAGGAAAGAAGUUGGAGAAUUUGCUCCAGAGGUCUGCGUGUCAUGCCAGAGGGGUCCCAUUCUGCUCUCCACCAGGGCCCAAUGGGGGAAGAAUCUCCUCAGUUGUCCUCACCCCUGUCCAGCAGUGACCAUGUCCAGGGUAACGUAGAUUUGAGCCCCGACUGUUAUGGCCUAAUGUGCGCAGAGCUACUGGAUGGGGAGUGUGAGCGUCCAGUGAGCCUUGUGUCCACCCUGUCAUCUGGUUCAUCCCGUGAUAGUCACAGCCUUUUUGGAAGCACAGUGGCCCUUCCUUCCUCCACCACACCUCCCAUACCUAGCGAAGAGGACAUAGACCUAGAGCUGAGUCCAGCAGAAAGCACCAGAGAGCAGGCCAGAAACCAGAGCCCCAGUCUUUCAGGUUCCAAGGAACGCUGGCGGGAGUGGCUGGAGCCCAGGGUGUUCAACAACCAGCAAAACAACAACAACGCCACCGCCAGCAAGGCUGCAAGUAGUGAAGUACUUCAUAUUCCCACCUCACCUGUCGUCACAGAUGCAAUGGCACCCAACCCAAAGCUGACCUAUGUUGACCGUGUUGUCAUGGAGAUAAUCGAGACAGAGCGCAUGUAUGUCAAAGAUCUGCGAAGCAUCGUGGAGGACUAUUUGGCACACAUAAUAGAUACAGGCAACCUUCCCAUACGACCUGAACAAGUGUGUGCACUUUUUGGAAACAUAGAGGACAUCUAUGAGUUCAACAGUGAAUUGCUGCAGGCCUUGGACAUGUGUGAGAAUGAUCCUGUGGCUAUUGCUCAGUGCUUUGUAAACAAGAGUGAAUAUUUUGAAAUAUACACGCAGUAUUGCAACAACUAUCCCAACUCAGUGGCAGCACUGACCGACUGCAUGAGGAGUAAAACCUUAGCCAAGUUUUUCAGAGAUCGGCAGGCUGCUCUGAAGCGCUCCCUCCCUUUGGGCUCCUACCUGCUAAAGCCUGUUCAGAGGAUCCUGAAAUAUCACCUUCUCCUUCAGGAAAUUGCCAAGCACUUUGACCCAGAUGAGGAGGGCUCAGAGGUCAUUCAGGAGGCCAUAGACACCAUGACAGGCGUGGCCUGGUACAUCAAUGAUAUGAAGAGGAAACAUGAGCAUGCCGUCAGAGUGCAGGAGAUCCAGUCUCUUCUGAUUAACUGGAAGGGGUCUGACCUGACCACAUAUGGAGAGCUGGUGCUGGAGGGCACCUUUCAUGUGCUAAGAGCGAAGAAUACCCGCACACUCUUCCUCUUUGAAAAGAUGCUUCUCAUUACCAAGAAAAGAGGGGAACACUACGUCUACAAGAUCCAUAUAUCAUGCUCCACCUUAAUGCUACUUGACAGUGCCAAGGAUCCCCUGCUCUUCAGUGUUAUCCAUUUCAAGCGUCCCAAGCAGCCUCAUACGGUUCAGGCCAGGUCUGUAGAAGAGAAGCGUCUUUGGUCCCAGCACAUUAAGAGGCUUAUUCUUGAGAAUCACAACACCAUCGUACCACAGAAGGCAAAAGAAACCACUGUGGACAAUUCUAACUAUCUGGGGAAGUACCAGUAUAGUCCUGAGAGGAUGAUGAAAGCAGAGUGCUGCCAGACUGAAGACUUCCAUCUUGGAGGAAGAAAUGGGAGGAGGAGAUCUGAGCCAGUAAAACAAAGCAUAAGGAGCACAAAAGCUGUUCUGAAGCACGCAGAGAGCGAAGGGGCACUGCUGGGGGAUAGAUGCUCCCUUCAGCCAGCCACUAGUGUCAGUACACUGACCUCCAGACUAGGCGAGCCCCAGGCUGAGAGGCCUUGUGUGGAGGAUCUAAUUUCCAGAAGGGAGUCUCUGGAGCAGCUAAAUCCUACUGACAGUGACCUUAAACUGGGCUCUUCACCGAGUGAGGGCAGGCUGGAGCAGGAGGAAGGGAAGAGUUACAAAGAAGAUGUACUGAUGGGAGACGACCAGGUAGCUGACUUUGCCAGCUCAGUCCUGGCAGCCAUCUCCUGCUGGCACUAUAGAGCCAGGGCUUUGCUUUCCACUCACUUCACAACGGAUGUUGAAAACAAAGAUACUGUUGAGCAGCAAACUACACUAGUAAAGGAAACGGAACACUGCAUGCAGGAGGAAAACAGGGAUGUUGUUGUGAAAGAAACUCACAGCACAAAGCUCACUGUGCAGGAGCUGAGCCUUUCAGACUGUGUUCCUCAAGGAGAAAAGAGCAGCCAGCUGGAGGUGGAUCCUUCCCAGAGUCCAGAGUCACCUGUUGCCCCCUCUGAUCAAGAAGCGGAGACUCCAGAAACUGUGGAUACCUCUAGAGAGACUGGAGAAGAAGAAGAGGGAGGGAGUGAUUCCUCUGGUCUCCAAGUGGAAGAAACAAGUGUACUUCCUAAUGGGGAAUUCUCAGAGGAGGAAGAGGAGGUGUCUACAGAUAAUAAAAGCAUCCUACCUUCCUCUGUGUUGGACCAGGCGAGUGUGAUAGCUGAGCAGUUCAUUAGCAGCCUAUCUAGACGGAGCAGUCUUGUUUCUGAGGACCUUGGUCCGCUUGCAUGCCCUUCACCACCAACAGAUAAUGAUGUCCUUCAAAGCCCCUCAGCCCAUAUGGACUUGGAGAAACAGACCCAAAUGGGAGCCAGGUCUUCGCCAGCAUCACCAGAAACCUCAGAGGCUAAUCUAUCCAUCCCUGAUCACAUGCCUGAUCUCAGUGAAGGGGAACGCAGAUCCACUCUCUCCAAACAAGACCGCCUCCUUAUACACAAAAUCAAACAAUACUAUGAACACGCAGAGCACCAAGAUGCUAACUUCAGCAUCAAGCGCAGGGAAAGUCUCUCCUAUAUUCCAGCUGGUCUGGUUAGGCAACUGAGUCGACAGCUUAACAGUAUUCCUCAAGAGAAGGUCAGCACAGUGCACAGGAAAGGUCUUUCUCAAAACAGGCCCACUUCUUGGUCCGUGUUUGACCUUCCUGGAUUAGAAAAGAGUCAAAACACUGAACCACAGAGCUCAUUUGAAUCCAAGGCCACAUCUCAAACCUCUACACCAGAAGACGAGUUCAGACCUUCGUCUGACAUGAUCAAGGUUUGGCAAGUCAUGGAAACUGAGGAGGAGAACCAAGAAGUCCAGCCAACUGCAGAGUCAAAACUAAGAGUUAUAUGUGAUGUCAACUCAGAUAUUUCAGACAAUAAAAUGAAUAUUCAGCUUUUAGAAGAGUCUGAAAUAAACACUGCCUCCCCAUCAUCACCUAAUAUAAGUUUCCCAGCUAUAGAGGAGAGGUCAGGUCAGGACUCUAAGCCAUGUAGGACCCAAGAGAACUGCAAUUGCAACCCUAGCCACCUACCUAAGAUCAUUAACUUCCGAACCAGCAUGGAGGAAGACCAGAUCCUCCAAGACAUGGGCAAGAUGAAAAAUAAGGUUUUCCAGCUGGCUCGUCAGUACAGCCAGCGCAUCAAGAACAACAGACCCAUAAUCUGGCAGAGGAGCCGACAAAUGGCUGUACAUGAGGAGAAUAUGAGGAAAACUGGUAAGGCCACCCUCAGAUUGCCCCUAAAUGUGGAUGAUCAGGCAGUUAUCCAUGAAGUUCAUUCUCCCAGUCCAGUCCAGACCCCCAGCUCUGGAGCCAGCUCUCAAGACACAUUAACCAGCCCACAGAGCCCACACCCAGAGACCUUCCACUGGCCAGACGUUCAGGAGCUGCGCACCAAAUACACAGACGCCUCCCACUCUUCAAAAACAGCCUGUGUCUGCAUAGACUUAAAUGGUAUGGUGGAGUGCUGCACAAAAACGUGUAAUGGUUGCUCUCACAAGUACAACAGCUCCUCAGACCUUAAUAAAACUUCAACAGACUGCUGUACAAAGCAAUCUGAAACAGCACACAAGGAAAUGUGUCCUGUGGUAGAGGACUGGCCCCAGCACCAGACACAUUCCCUGCUGUGCAGGUGGAGUUGUUUGGACCAAAUGCUGGGGUCUCUUCCCCUUCAUGAAGUGCAAAACCUUCAGGACUCUGUGCGGGCCUGCAGUCCAGUUAGCAGACUUCAAGACAAGAACAGCCUACUCCCAGAGGGUGUCAACAGUUCAAAGUCUGCCGUCCUGAGCUCAGGGAAGGCCUCAGAAAGUAAUAUUGUAAAAGGUUUACGGGAGAAGUUCCAGAGCUUAGGCACAAGCUGAUGCGCAUGUGCAUGAUGUACAUUUUUAAUAUCAGGAGCUAUCGCAUGGAAACAUUAUCUGGCCGUCAUUUGUUGCUGUACAGAAUUCAUUCUGCUUUUUUUUUCUUAAAAAAAAUGUUACUUGAUGUUUGUGCAGUUUUUUGGUAUAGGAGAUGAUGGUUAUUAAUGUUGACACCAGUGUAACAUAAAGGGAUGUUAUUGGUAAGGCUGUGACAAGGAAGAAUACUGUUUAAAAUGGUGUUAUGCAAUAUUUCUACACUGGGUAUUUGUCUGCACAUUACAUUAAGAUUAUGUAAAAAUAUAUGUAUAGUCCCCUAUAUAAAAUGAAAAUAAGAUGCUUUAUUAGUCCAGCCAUGUAUUUGGUUUCUUUACUGUUUUCUGUAGACAUCAUAAAUGUCAUAAAGAUUAAGGGGAAAGUGGGAGCUGAAUUUUUAUUGUAGAGAGUUCUGUUUGUAAAGUCACUGUUUCUACACCAAAGAGGGUUGCCUUUUGACAUUUAUUGUUUUUUUAAGCACAAAAACACAAUGAAUUGCUUCUACAUUUCCUUUAGCUGCUUAUACUUCUGUUUUUACACUUCACUGGAGCUUUAUGUUUUUCAGUAAGCUGCAUUUUUUCUUGAAUAUUAUUUAAAAGACUGUAUAUUUGGGUACAUUUGUGUAAAUACUUAACAGCAACCAGUUUUUACUUUGCAGUUGCAGAAUAUGCAUUGUUUCAUAUGCACAGCUUACCAUAUUUUCAAUAAAAAUGGUCAGUUUCCACA
Melanotaenia boesemani (Boeseman's rainbowfish) is the source of this 5045-nucleotide messenger RNA. RefSeq names its product pleckstrin homology domain-containing family G member 3. NCBI's taxonomy places the organism in Eukaryota, Metazoa, Chordata, Actinopteri, Atheriniformes, Melanotaeniidae. The coding region runs from base 201 to 4286 and encodes 1361 amino acids. The record is from RefSeq and is a predicted model, not a curated record. Gene Ontology annotation, molecular function: guanyl-nucleotide exchange factor activity. The transcript has 19 exons.